Monoraphidium neglectum is the source of this 678-nucleotide messenger RNA. RefSeq lists its product as hypothetical. Gene Ontology annotation, molecular function: hydrolase activity. The transcript has 2 exons. The record is from RefSeq and is a predicted model, not a curated record. The coding region runs from base 1 to 678 and encodes 225 amino acids. NCBI's taxonomy places the organism in Eukaryota, Viridiplantae, Chlorophyta, Chlorophyceae, Sphaeropleales, Selenastraceae.
AUGCUGGACCCCCCCACGUUGCUGCGGUGGGCGCUGGCCGUGUGGGCGCUCGCCGCGACGAGUGUGACCGGCGCAGCGCUCGCCACCCCUGGCACGCGUGCGCCAGCUGCAUCUGCCUCUGUGGCGUGGGCGGUCCAGGUGUCGGACCUGCACAUCAGCCGCUUCAAGCACCCGGCUAUCGCGCCAGACCUAGUGGCAUUUGGGGAGUCUGUGCUCGCCGCGCUGCGCCCGUCGGCGCUGCUGUUGACGGGGGACCUGGUCGACGCCAAAACCGCCAGCCAGGAGGGCAGCCAGCAGUACCCCCAAGAGUGGCAGGCAUACGCCGCCGCCUGGCGUGGAGCGGCAGCUGCCGCGGGGCUGGACGCCUCUCAUGUCAUCGACAUGCGCGGCAAUCACGACGUGUUCGAUGCAGCGAGGGGGGAGCCCUCUGGGGCCGACCGCUUCGCAGAGAGCUCCGCCACCGCCGCCGCGCUCGGCGCGGCGGGCGCGGCCGCGCGUGUGCGCGUGACUGAGAUCUCGCCGCGGCUGGUGGUGCGGCUGGGGGGCGACGCGGACGCGGACGCGGGCGCAGCAGCGGUGACCGCGCAGGAUGGGGACCGCGGUGGUGGCAGCUGCCCUGCGGCUGUGCUGAUAGGAGUGGAUGCGACCCCAGAUGUGCGGAUGUACGGCUACACGUGA